UCAGGCCGGGCCCUCGCGCCCCGAAGCCCCGCCCCGCGGAUGUCCGCCCGCACAUGCGCCGUGGGGCGAAGGCGAGCCGGGGCCCCGCCCCCGGUCCCGUGCCCGGCCCCGGUCCCGUGCCGGGCCCCGGUCCCGUGCCGGGCCCCGGUCCCGUGUCGGCGGCGGUGCUGGUCUUCCCGCCGCAGCUGCUCUUCAGGGCCGACGAGCGGAGCAGCCACAAGCAGGUGCUCACUCUCUACAACACGUCCGCCCUCCGCCUGACCUUCCGAGUUUUGUCCACAGCCCCCUCCAGGUACACGGUGCUGGACGCCGAGGGUCACGUGCGCCCCCAGUCCUGUAUUGACAUCGUGAUCCGCAUUCGGGCCCCCGACCCCGCUCACUACGGUGCCAGCGACUGCUUCCGGAUCGAGCUGCGGGAGGAGGGGGCCGCGGGGCGGGUGGUCGGCCACAAAGACGUCCCCUCCGUGCUCCAGCCGCCGCCGCCCGCCUCCCGGGGACCCCAGAUCCCGCCCGCCCGGGCCCUCCCACCGGACGCCCCCCUCUACUCCCAGACGCCCCGGAGCCGCCCGGCGAGGCAGGGUCCUCUGCUGCCGUUGGCCCCCAGCGUCUUCCUCCUGUACCUGCUGACCGGCCUGGCCUGCGUGGCCUUCCUGCUGCUCCCGCUGCAGGGGGAUGCCCACCCCGCCCUGCCCCGCGCUCUCCACGUCUCCCUCGGACAGAAGCUGGUGGCGGCCUACGUCCUGGGCCUCCUCACCAUGGCUUUCCUCCGGCCCUGACCCCCCUCGCGGCCUGGCUCUCACCGUGAGGUGGGACGGAUUCCCCCCAAGACGGCCACUGUGACCCGGACCACCCCUCUCCCCGCCCCCCCACUCCCAGCUCAGGACCAGAAGCCCCGGGGAUUUAAUAGUCCUUUUUCCAAGUUGAAUGUGAAAAAACCACGAAAGCGCCAGAAGUGAAGGCCAAGCUUCCGUCAAGGACUCCGACAUCCUGUCUUUCCUCUCCGAGGUCUCCCUCCCCGUUCCCCCGUCCUCUCAGAGACCCAAGGGGCCCUCCCUGGCGGCCUGUGCCAACCACAGACACUCAGGCAUCCCAUCCUCCGUCCCCACCCCAUCCCCUGCCACCCGGCUCCUUCACCGGUCUUUGGCCGCAGACGCUCCGCGUCCCAUCCUCUAGCGUCUGAAAAGUCCAGCGGUCAAGCCGACGCUACAGCUCCCGCGGGGUCGAGCGGCCCAGGGGCUCCCGCGUUUCCUGGAGGACCCCCCUCACUGAUCGAGGGGGAGGGAACCCGGGCCCCCUCCCCACCCCGGCCCUCCGGGCCGAGCCGCCCUCAGGGACCUAAGGUAUCUGCCUCCCGGCCCCUUCUGUCCUCGCUCCUCUCCUAGGACCAACCCGUCCUCCCCCACAGCCUCUGGUUCUUUGUGUCCAACGCCCUAGCCCCCCUACCAGAAUACGGAUGGUAUUUUGGGGGGAAAAAAUGUAAAUGUAGCAUUGCUUUUUUGAGCUAAUUUUGUAAUACGAUUGUAGUUCUAGUAAAAUAAAGACAAGCCCCCCCUCCCCCUCGUCAGCA
Messenger RNA from Ornithorhynchus anatinus (platypus), 1567 nucleotides. It is a transcript of the gene MOSPD3, whose product is annotated as motile sperm domain containing 3. The transcript is spliced from 5 exons. NCBI's taxonomy places the organism in Eukaryota, Metazoa, Chordata, Mammalia, Monotremata, Ornithorhynchidae. Gene Ontology annotation, cellular component: cytoplasm. The record is from RefSeq and is a predicted model, not a curated record. The coding region runs from base 54 to 776 and encodes 240 amino acids.